Sarcophilus harrisii (Tasmanian devil) is the source of this 4539-nucleotide messenger RNA. RefSeq names its product solute carrier family 20 member 2 (gene SLC20A2). Gene Ontology annotation, cellular component: membrane. The record is from RefSeq and is a predicted model, not a curated record. Gene Ontology annotation, molecular function: phosphate transmembrane transporter activity. The transcript is spliced from 12 exons. Gene Ontology annotation, biological process: phosphate ion transmembrane transport. Lineage: Eukaryota; Metazoa; Chordata; Mammalia; Dasyuromorphia; Dasyuridae. Bases 1592 to 3553 code for a protein of 653 amino acids.
UUUUGUAGGUGAGAGAACUUAGGCACAGAGCAGUUAAGUGACGGUUGCACCAUCUUAUUAGCACUAGUAAGUGUCCAAGGCAGAAUUCAAACUCGGCUCAUCCCUGAUGUGCAAUUCGGCAUUCUAGUCACACUAGGACAUAACCAAGCAGGUAAGUUUCAUUCACAUCAACUAGUUUUCAGGCAGGGGUCCUUCACACCAGCUUAAGCUGGAUUGUUCAAUUCAUUUCAGAAUAUUUUUUAUAAGGGAUGCUGCUUCUUGCAAAUACGAGUAAAUCCAAUAUCUUUUGGGUGGCUCUACAAAACCUGAGUUGGGAACAAGAGGAAGUAGGCAACUUUCUACUCAUUCUUGACUUAGUUCUCCAGAGCCCCAGUUUGUGUUUUGGUUUUGUGUUUUCUUUUUUGAAAUCAGCUAGCUUUUUGAAUUUGGUUACAUGAAUGUCAUACGUCCAUAUGGAAACAAAAGGAGAAAUUGAAAAACCUAAGUCAGUGCGAAAUAACGAAGUUGCGAUUCUUUAGCGGUCAUUGUCUAUGGCCAGCACAGAUAUAUCGGAUUCAUAUUUACACCUUCCAAGAGUCCAAACUUUACCCCAGUCAUCUAAUUGCAGGAUCGGUCACCUAUUUUUUCCUCCCUUUUUCAUUUUUGUUGGUGAGAAGCGGGCAGUGCUGCCACCUUGUUGCCAAAAGUUUGCCUGAUUUGAAUGUGUUUAGAAAUCAAGUGAAUGCCUGUUGUGCGGAGGAGCCUGCUCUUUCUCUUUGUCAGUACUUGCAAAAACAACUUAAAAGACAAAGUUAGAGCUGCUGGCUGGGAUUCUGUAAUUAGCAUAAUCAUGAUGCUGUGCAUUGUUCGGCAGUGCACGCCCCUCCGCCAAAUUUCCCAUUAAGAGGACACCGAUGUUGUCCUAGUGAAUAAAUCCCUGCACACAUGAUGCAAAUCAGCGUGUUCCUGCCUGCUGUCCGGGACUGCAGUUAAUUUUAGCCGGGGUUUGUUCUACAAGUUGUAAAACUGUUUACCCAAGUAGAAGCUCCAAGACUGAAAUGUGAGUGCUCUGCCUAAUGUCAUAGGAGCUCUAUUUUAGACUUCAGAUUGUAUUUAUGACCCGCAGAGCAGCAUUCUGAAGAAUUGUUGUGGCUCAGGUUUCUAUUGAAACGACUUGUCAUGGCAUCUCCAGGCUCUGGGAGACUUGCCUAUGAUGGUUAAAAAGAUAUAAAGUUUUUACCUGAAGAGGAAUGAUUCAAGAGUGAUUCCCUGCACCAAAAGAAGAUCUUAAUUAAGCAGGUCCAAAAUUUGGAUUUUUUACAGACUCUAAAGACAGACACUUUUACAAGAGGGGAUAUCACAGCGUUUCCAGUCUCAGAGAAAAAUAUGGAAUGUGUUUUACUGCUGACUGAACACAACCAAACAAACUGUACAGACAAUAGUUUGAGAACCAGCAGUUAGCAGUUUGCUCAGGCUCGAACACUACCCAGCACUUUCCAGAGAAAAAUCUCUGUUUACAAGAACUCUACCUUACAGGGUUUUUACAAAACCUCAAGCUUGGCUUAUUUAAAUAUUUCUACAAAGGAAAAAUUCCUGCAGUCUACUUGCAAAAAUGGCUAUGGAUGAUUACUUGUGGAUGGUCAUUUUGGGCUUUAUCAUAGCCUUUAUCUUGGCAUUUUCUGUUGGUGCAAAUGAUGUGGCCAAUUCCUUUGGUACAGCGGUGGGCUCUGGUGUGGUGAGCUUGAAGCAGGCUUGCAUUUUGGCAUCAAUAUUUGAAACGACAGGCUCGGUAUUGUUAGGAGCAAAAGUAGGAGAGACUAUUCGAAAAGGUAUCAUUGAUGUGAACCUGUACAAUGAUACAGUGGAGACACUGAUGGCUGGGGAAGUUAGCGCCAUGGUUGGUUCUGCUGUUUGGCAGCUGAUAGCAUCAUUUUUGAGACUUCCAAUCUCAGGAACCCAUUGUAUUGUGGGUUCUACCAUAGGAUUCUCACUUGUUGCAAUUGGUACAACAGGUGUACAGUGGAUGGAGCUUGUCAAGAUUGUUGCUUCUUGGUUUAUAUCUCCACUGUUGUCUGGUUUCAUGUCUGGCAUGCUGUUUGUGCUGAUCAGAAUUUUCAUCUUAAAAAAGGAGGACCCAGUCCCCAAUGGUCUCCGUGCACUUCCACUAUUCUAUGCUGCUACCAUAGCAAUUAAUGUAUUUUCCAUCAUGUACACAGGGGCACCAGUAUUAGGUUUGAUUCUUCCAUUAUGGGCAAUAGCUCUCAUUUCAUUUGGUGUGGCUAUUGUAUUUGCUAUUUUUGUGUGGUUGGUCGUUUGUCCAUGGAUGAAGAGGAAGAUCGCAGGCAAAUUAAAAAAAGAAGGUACCUUGUCAAGAAUAUCUAACGAAAGUCUCCAUAAAAUCCAAGAAACAGAGUCCCCUGUAUUUAAGGAGCUCCCUGGCGCCAAGGCAAAUGAUGACAGCACAGUUCCCCUCACUGCCUCAGCGCCUGAAGCCCCCGGCGUGUCAGAGAGCGCCGUAAAUGGAAGCCACUCCCGAGUGCCAUACGGAAGGGCGCUUUCCAUGACCCACGGUUCUGUGAAGUCCCCCGUGUCCAACGGCACUUUUGGUUUCGACAGUCAGAUGAGGAGCGACGGGCACGUCUAUCACACGGUCCACAAGGACUCGGGGCUCUAUAAAGACUUGCUGCACAAAAUCCAUCUUGACAGGGGGCCCGACGAGAAGCCCUUGCAAGAAAGCAAUUACAAGUUGCUUCGCCGCAACAACAGCUACACGUGCUACACUGCGGCCAUCUGCGGGAUGCCCGUGCACUCGGCCUUCAAGGCUGCCGACUCGUCCUCCGCGCCCGAAGACAGCGAGAAGCUCGUGAGUGACGCCGUGUCCUACUCCAAGAAGCGGCUGCGCUACGACAGCUACUCCAGCUACUGCAACGCGGUGGCCGAGGCCGAGAUUGAGGCCGAGGAGGGGGGCGUGGAGAUGAGGCUGGCCUCAGAGCUGGCCGAGCCCGGCCCGCCCCUGGAGGACCCCGGCGAGGAGGAGAAGGAGGAGAAGGACACGGCCGAGGUGCACCUUCUCUUCCAUUUCCUGCAGGUCCUCACGGCCUGUUUCGGCUCCUUCGCUCACGGCGGCAACGACGUCAGUAAUGCAAUUGGCCCCCUCGUAGCUCUCUGGCUUAUUUACCAACAAGGUGAAGUGCUACAAGAAGCGGUGACUCCAGUCUGGCUGCUGUUUUAUGGAGGAGUUGGAAUUUGUGCAGGUCUCUGGGUUUGGGGGAGAAGAGUGAUCCAGACAAUGGGCAAAGACCUCACCCCAAUCACCCCAUCCAGUGGAUUCACUAUUGAAUUGGCUUCGGCGUUCACAGUUGUGAUAGCUUCCAAUGUUGGACUUCCUGUCAGUACUACACACUGCAAGGUCGGCUCCGUGGUGGCCGUGGGCUGGAUCCGGUCGCGGAAGGCCGUCGACUGGCAUCUCUUCCGGAACAUCUUCGUGGCCUGGUUCGUGACCGUGCCGGUGGCCGGCCUGUUCAGCGCCGCGGUGAUGGCCAUCCUGAUGUACGGCAUCCUGCCGUACGUGUGAAGAGGCCCCGGGCUCAGGCGCAUGCGUUGUGAAGGGACGGCCCGGGGGGCGGCGGGGUCCCAGCUCCGUCUCACAUGCUCACUCUUCGCCACCAGCUUCAGCGGAUCCCGGAGUACCGACGGUGACCCCCUCACUACGCCACCCCCCGAGCGGCGGAGCUCCCGCUUUCAUCCUUAACCCGACUACUGUCCAUAACCACACGUGCUCCAUUGGUGACGUAACAUGUGCCGCCCUUCAUUAUCUAUUAAACAUAUGCUGUAUACAUAGAGUAGGAAGCACUACUGCGGAUAUAGUCAAAGUGGGGGGGGAGAGAAUUGCUAGAAUCAUCCAAUAAAUCUGUAUAUAAUUAUUUCAGUGGCGGUUUUUAAAGCCUUUUUAAAGGCAGGUGUAGAUUGGGAAAUGCUUUUCCCCUGUGUGUAAGAUAAAUGAGGUACAGGCUGUAUAACAAAUCUGAAAACACUGUAUGUAGGUCUGUGAUGGUCUCUGUGCUAUGGAAAUAAUACUGGAACAAAAGUUCACAAGUGCUUUCAUGAAAUAAUUUGUCCAUAUACUGUAUUGAUUAUUGUGUAAUAUAUUGUAAUUGCUUUUGUAAAUACUUAAAACUGUAACUUUUUAAUGGUGCAUUUCCCUUUUACAUUUUGGAUCAGAAAGUUUUAGAAAGUACCAAAGAAGCAGGGGAGUAUUUUGCCAGUAUUACAUUUUCACACUAUAUUUAUCUCCUUCUUCCUUGUUUCCACUAUUAAACCGGGAUUAUGGCAAGACCAAUCAUGUUUGAACCUGCCCCAGAGUAGUUGAUUAUGACAGUUAGACCCAGCAUUCCCCCAUGGCAUCAGUGAUCUCCCUUCCCUUCCUUCCCUGCCCAAGUACCACAGAUCAGGAAGCUCUUGUGAGAGAACAGACAUAUCUAAGGAAAAAUGAUAAAUAAUAAUAGUGAUAAAAUGGUACAGUAUCAGCUGCACUUCAAAUCCUCUCCCCAACCCACUCCC